Molecule: messenger RNA, 643 nt
Organism: Sycon ciliatum
Lineage: Eukaryota; Metazoa; Porifera; Calcarea; Leucosolenida; Sycettidae
Product: dolichol phosphate-mannose biosynthesis regulatory protein-like
Exons: 4
Coding region: 171-431 (86 amino acids)
Biological process (GO): GPI anchor biosynthetic process
Cellular component (GO): dolichol-phosphate-mannose synthase complex; endoplasmic reticulum membrane
Molecular function (GO): enzyme regulator activity
Source: RefSeq, a predicted model, not a curated record
UGGCUGCUGCUGAAAAUUCAAAACGAAGUACUUUUGGCAAGGCAUUUUGUCUUUUUGGUAGACGCAGUACCUUCCCCCCUUCACUGGGCUAUAGGCUAGCAGUAUUCUUCAAUAAAAAUUAUUCGAGAAACUGCACCUCUCGUAAGAAUCCUAGUUGUUGAGUUUCAAUCAUGGCAAGCGGAACGGAUAAAGUAUUUGGAAUUGGCACAAUUGCGUUGUCAAUACUUAUAUUCGCGUACUAUACCCUCUGGGUAAUCGUUCUGCCGUUCAUGGAGCCCAAUCAUCAGAUUGCGCAGUACUUUCUUCCAUCUGUGUAUGCUAUCAUCAUACCACUAGUAGCAGGAGUUGCUUUGGUGGCAGUAUUAGGUCUUAUGAUCGUGAAAGUUCUCAUGGCACAGCGUGCUAAAGCUCUGAAGAAGAAAGCAUCUUGAGAUGUAAUUGAAAUAGGAAUUAAUCUGCUUGAUGACCUUUCCGCUGUUUCUUCUGUGCUUUCUGAUGCUGGUACUUAAAGUACUUGUCACAAAUCUGCCGUCGCCUUUCCAGGUGGUUCGUAAAUCUACCUCUUACAGACUUCAUCGUAAUUAUAAAUCCUGUCCCGGCUGGCCCGCCAACGUUCUUGACAUAAACUUCAGAUUUACGUAUA